AUUUCAGUUGGAAAAAUGUCACCGAACGCUCCAAGUAUACGCCAACCGAAUAUCGAUGAAGGUUUUGACAAUCAUCAUCUCGAUUUGUGGUUUUGGUCCGAAUAUCAAAAGAAAUUUGAUAAAGUUUCACUCGAUGAAUUGCACGAAAGAAAAAUUGGUCUUGAGAACAAUUUUAAGAACAAUUUUUUCUUUUGUCGCCCAAUGUACGAUGCCAUUCGACAGGAAAUAAGCUUAACAGAAGGUCUCUCGCUGAAACUGUACGAAAGAAUGCAAAGAUAUAUUAAGUCGUCUUCCGAACUUCACGAAGAGCUUAAACGGCAAUUAGUUCAUUGCCACGACGCAUUCGAACAGGCUGUAGGAUAUUUAUUUUUGGCUAAAUGUGAAAAAGUUAUUUACGAACUUUUUUGGUUUGUUACUCGUCAACGAAUAUCUCCAACAGUCCAGAACUUGUACGAUGCUAUGCUGAAAACAGGACUUUAUCAUUAG
Molecule: messenger RNA, 486 nt
Organism: Dimorphilus gyrociliatus
Lineage: Eukaryota; Metazoa; Annelida; Polychaeta; Dinophilidae
Source: the annotation of a GenBank genome assembly